AUGGAUUUAGUGCUGCUGCUGGGGGGCUCGGUGGGCGCCUUUCGGCUGCUCAACACCGUCGUGGAGUGCCUGGUGCCGCCACCCUCUCGGGCGCAGCGCCUCCGCUGGAAGUGGCGCAAUAUUUGGACGUCGCUUGGCCACAGCCUGCUGAGCAGCUCCUGGGCCCUCCUCGGGUUCUACUUCUACCCCUCGAUGGGCGAGGAUCUCAUCGACCAAUUCUCGCCCUCCGCGCACUGCUUGCUGGGCAUCUCCAUCGGGUAUUUUGUGCAGGACUUCCUGGACAUGGUAUGUAACCAGAAGCUUCAGAAAUGUUGGGAGCUGCUCUUCCAUCACUUUGUGGUGAUCGUUUGCUUUGGCUUUGCUUUCCUGGCUCGUCGCUUUGUGGGCUUCGCAAUGGUGGCUCUGCUGGUGGAGAUCAACUCUGUCUUCCUGCACCUGCGGACGAUCCUGAGGAUGGCCGGCUUGGCCAACACUCCCUUCUUCCGCCUCGCCAGCCUCGUCAACCUUGGCACCUACCUGGUGUUCCGAAUCCUGAUCUUGGCCUGGAUGAGCCGCUGGCUGGCCCUUAACCGGGAGAAGGUCCCGGCAGUCCCCUACGUCAUGGGCACGGUGGGCAUGGCCAUCAUGCUGUCCAUCAACAUUGUCCUCUUCUACCGCCUGCUACGCUGCGACUUCCUCCCAUCUCGCAAGAAGUAACGGCUCGCCACCAAGCACCAGGGGAAGGAGAGCCAGCCGAACAAGGCAGAGGGCCCAAGCAGGCAGGGGGAGAGGAGGGUUUUUUUCCCCAGCGUCUCGGGAGCCCCUUUGCUGCCGAGCGAUGCAGAUGGGAGCAGGGCCAGCCUUCCCGGAGAGCCCUGUGGAACAGUGUCGUUGUGCUGCUUGGCGGGAAGGCUGGGAGCGAUGACAACACAGCCAGGUGGGUUCCGCUUUGCCUUCCGUGAGGGAGGGGGCUUAUUGAAAUGACUUUGCCCUGUGCAUCUGUGUUCUGGCCUUUACUUCUGGUAUCUGGUUCCCUGAAGGUGGUGAGUCUCCUGGGAACAGGUGCUCUCCGCCUCGCCCCUUCCCUUCCACCCCUGCCCCAUGGCAGUACCCGAGAUGCUGCCAGGCCGUGGAAGGGUGUGGCAGAGAGACCGUCUCACCGUCCCCUCCCUGAUGCCCAUGGUGGACUCUCUGGAGAAUAGCAUUUCGUAAGGAGCCUCCCUGGGAGCUGCUACCCUUCCGUUCGGGGUUUUAAUUGCUAACGUUCUGUAGGUAAAUUUCACCAGUGCUGGUACAAAAGGGACCGGGACAGAUGGGGGGGGGCUUGGGAAUGGAAAAAGAGCAAGGACAGAUCAGAGCCUCGGGGGUUUUGCUGGAAGCUUCCCUGUCAACAGCCAUUCCUCCUCUCUCCCCCCCCCCUAAGAGUUACAAGCAGGCCCUGCAGCCCUUCCUUCCCUUUGAGCCGAGGAAGGCAGCGUCCAAGGCUGUCAGCCUCUGUCCCUUCCGGCUUCCCCAAAGGCUGGAUUCUCAGGCCCGUCCCUGGAACUGCCACCCUGAUGCCAACUGCCAGUGCCUUUCACCCACUAAGUGCCCAGUAAUUAUCUCUAAACCUAGGAUUACAAAGCAGCUAUCCGGUUUUUUUUCUUUGUGUAACAAGAUGUUAGAUGAUGCGUGUGCACACGAGAAUAAAGAAACUUUCGUGAAUGCUAA
Molecule: messenger RNA, 1689 nt
Organism: Thamnophis sirtalis
Lineage: Eukaryota; Metazoa; Chordata; Lepidosauria; Squamata; Natricidae
Gene: TLCD2
Product: TLC domain containing 2
Biological process (GO): regulation of membrane lipid distribution; plasma membrane organization; phospholipid homeostasis
Cellular component (GO): plasma membrane
Source: RefSeq, a predicted model, not a curated record